CAUCAGCACAGGGACAAGUUGACGGAAACAAGUCGCAGUUCAUUCAUUUUUACACCAGCAGGCAUGCUUCAUGGAGCCACAAACACUCCUCCCACCGCCUGGACACAGACUUGCUCCACUUUGCUCGGCGUGUUUCUGAACUUUUCACUGCUACAGCACUAUGGACCCGCUAUGGACGGACACCGGCGCUCCGGUACGGCAUGCAAAUACGUACUCUGACGUCGGCGAUCAUGUGGCUUUUGGCGUAGAUCCUCCUUGUGAUCGCCAGUUUUUUCUUUCCUGUCGCCUGUUGUCUGCUCGGUUAUUGGACCGCCGUGAGAGUGUCUAAAACAGAUUUGUGUUAUUCCUUGGUUCAACAGUCGCUUUGGGAUUGUACCACACUACCUGAGCAUCGCGCCAAAUCGGUGUGCAGCACAUCCCUUCUGAAGGCAGAGAGGCAGUUUGUCUUACCACAAAGUGGGCACCAAAUUACCUGAGGGAGGCUUAAAGUUACCUGGAGCUUCACCUGACUUACCCAACAUGGUGAAAAAGUAGCUUCCUGUCAUGCAGUUCCAGGAGGUCGUCCAGCACUGGAGCUGACACUGUCAGCGAGCCCGGCUUUCACCACACUGCAGCAGUCCCAACUCUACCAGAUCUUCACCUUCCUCUGCCCUCCACUCUCCAGCUUUAAUCUUACCCCAGGGGACGACUGAUCCUAAGACUCCUUGGCUGCUCACUCCCAUCCCAGAAACGGUCCUAUGCUGUCCUAAUAUAACAUCCCAGGCCUGUUUCUGGGAACCAGAACAAGUCAGUCUGCUGUUCAUUAGCAUCCUAAGACUGUUUAUCCACCUUUCAUCUGUGACAAAAGCUCAGCAUCCUGCAUCCUGGGCACCUCAGCCACUUUUAUAUCACCGCUGGCCAAGCACAGGCACCAAGCUGUCCACUUAGACAAAUCCAGGACCUACAAUCAUCAUGUCAAGUCGAAGGAAGGCCUCUACUCCCUGUAUGAUCCGACCGGAGCAGACCAUGGUAGAGCUGGAUGAUGAUGAGGAGGACUCUCAUGAUAUGGAGUGUGUCCAGCCUUCAGUAGAGAACCACACUGAAGAGGGCCCCAUGGAGACAAAUCUCUCCGCAGAAACCGAGCCUGGUGUGGAGUUAGACCUGACAGGAAAAGCCUCGGACCCGACCACAGCUCCAGACAAACCAGCAGCUGAGCCGCCGGACCCUUCCAAGACUCAGCGCAGACAGCAGGGGGGCUACGAGUGUAAAUACUGCCCCUUCUCCACGCAAAACCUCAACACUUUCAAAGAACACGUUGACGCCAACCACCCCAACGUCAUCCUCAACCCCCUGUACCUGUGCGCCGUCUGUAACUUCAACACAAAGAAGUUUGACACCCUGACGGAGCACAACGAGAGGUGUCACCCAGGGGAGAGCAACUUUAAGUUCAAACGGAUCAAACUAAACAAUCAGACAAUCUUAGAACAGACAAUAGAGGGCUGCAGCAACGCCAUCAUUUAUAACACAUCCAAAGGGGACGAAGUCAGUGCUCUGCCUCUUAACAAACCCAGCACAGCUAAGAUCAGUAAACCAAAAACAGUGUCCUCAGAUAACAAACGGACUGAGUCUCAGAUCGGUAAACUUACCCAAGAUCUGACCAAGAAGCCAAUCACAGCGGUCAAUGUGAACGGGACAGUAAUCAUCCCUGAGACGACUUUACUCAAAGCAGACGGCCUUUCUCACAUCAUGCCUUCCCUACAGCGGCCUAUAAACUACACCCAGGUGCCGAAGAUCGCAGUGCCCCUCAACACAACCAAAUACAACCCCUCACUGGACGACAACCUGACGCUCAUCUCCUCCUUUAACAAGUUCCCGUACCCGACCCAAGCUGAGCUCUCCUGGCUCACCGCAGCCUCAAAACAUCCAGAGGAGCAAAUCAAAGUCUGGUUCACCACACAGAGGCUCAAACAGGGCAUUAGCUGGUCUCCUGAGGAGGUGGAAGAAGCCAGAAAAAAAAUGUUCAACGGCACAAUCUCUUCCGUGCCUCAGACCUUUGCCGUGGUCGCUCCUCAGAUCAACUCCCAAUCAUCCUCCAACCUGUCCGCCUCCUCCGCCGCCUCCAAACCCUUACAGCAGGCCGCCUCCGUCCUGCAGUCGCUGCCAUGUCAGCUCCUGGGACAGACCAGCCUGGUGCUGACUCCUGUAGCUAAUGGCUCCACGGUCACAUGUGCACCGCUGGCACUCACUGUCGCAAAUCAGUCACUCAAACGUCCCCUGGCCUCCCCUGGGAUCACCACAGAGAGUAAAAGACCCUCCAUCAUUCAGACCAUCUCUGCGCCCAUGACACCAUCCAAGCUGGCCUCAUCCAAGGUGCUCAGUUUCACCGUUGACCACAACAAAACCUCUGAGCAGCUCUCGGUGCUGAGAUCCAGCUACACACAGUGUCCUUUCCCUGAGGAAGACGAGAUCUACAGGCUGAUAGAAACCACCGGGCUGUCCAGAGGAGAGAUAAAGAAAUGGUUCAGUGAGCAGAGACUCCUUAAUCUCAAAGGCGUUCCUCCUCCACCUGUUCUGGUGAAGGCCGAGGUGACAUCAGCAUCCAAAGACGCUCCCGUGAAGAAAGCGGUGCCCAGCCACUUCCCCCUGCUGGAGAGGGUGAAGGGGAAAUCAUCGGAGCAGCUGAAGGCGCUGGAGGAGAGUUUUCAGAGAAGCAGCUCUCCAACUGAGGCAGAUCUAGACCAGCUGGCCCAGGAGACCCGCCUGUCCAAGACGGAGGUGGACUGCUGGUUUUCAGAGCGGCGGGCGCUGAGGGACAACAUGGAGAAGGCUUUACUCAGCAUGGCUUCAAAGAGCUCCGAGGACAGGGUGGACCGGCCAGGAGCGCUGCUGAACGGAGCGUCGCAUCGAGAGCAGGACGGGAAACGCUCCUCUCCUCACCCACCUGUCCUCUCCUCCUCCUCCUCAUCCUCCCCUCCUGUGCUCGCUGUCUCCUCCCCUCACCCACCAAUCCUCUCCUCCUCUGCCUCACCUCCCAUCCUCACAUCAUCAUCCUCCUCUUCUCCUCAUCCUCCCAUCCUGUCGGCCUCCACCAGCCCGGCUCCAAUUAUCGGCCGCUCACUCACACUGCUCAGAGAGAUGUUCUGUCGGACUCAGUGGCCUUCUCCUGAGGAGUACAGCCAGCUGGAGGUCCAAACAAGUCUCGGACGCACAGACAUUGUCCGCUGGUUCAAGGACCACCGCUCUGCUCUGAAGAAUGGUGAAACUCUCGACUGGGUGGAAAAUUUCCAAAACCAGAACCCUGCAGAGCAGCAGAGAAGCAGCCAGGAACAGAACGGACAGAGCUCUGACAAAAAACAGACCGUUUCCCUGGAAGCCAAGGCUGUGAAAAUGGAGGAGGUUGGUGAGAACACAGCAGCAACUACAGAGCGUUCUGACCGAGACAAAGUCCAGUGGUUGACAGACAGGUUAGCUCAAAGUGUGACAGAUCUGAGCCGGGCCGGGCCUGACCAGACCAGCUCCAACGCUGCUGACAAAGGAAGGUGGGUAAAAGUGACUGUGGCAGUGGGAGAGGAUAGAGAAGGAGUGGACAGACAGAAACUGGCAGCAGACACUGAAGUCCUGACUUUGGAGCAGCCUGGGAGGGUCACUGGUUGAUGGUGGAGUCAAUCAUGAACUGCUGUGUCUUUGUACAAUGAAUCACAACACAAGAUGACUCGGCGUGGAACCAGUGGAAACUGUCUGCCUGUGAUGUCAUCAGAAAGCGCCAGAGACUGGAGUCAAAGCACUGAUAUGUGGUUCAGAUGCUGACACAAAGAGGAGUGCCAAAGCUGGACUUGAUGCAUUGUUCUUACUACUACUACACUUUAGUUUGUUUUGUAAAAGAAGAAGCACCCUUGUAAAUAUUUUUCUGUAUUACAAAGUAAAAGUUUGUACAGUUUUACUGGGAGGGCGACUUUUGUUACAUUUUUAAGAAAAAAAGUCUAACUGGUGCCCCCAAAACCUGGAAUGUUUUUUGUUUAGUUGUUCUAAGAUCAACGUGUAUGAUAGUUUGUUAUUGCUGAAAAUCAGUCCUAUUUUUUUGAGAAGCAUACGUGCGCAGUACUCAGUAUGAGUAGUGUUUGAUGGCACUUACAUAUAUCUUCCUGGUAGCGAUAGAUAUUUACACACUAGGUCACGUCAUCUCAAACUGUUAAGAAACAGUGACUAUUUCUGUCCUACGGCGUCACCUUAACUCGCUGCAUAGAUUUACUCUGGUGGCGAAAAGACAGGGGUUGAUUUGGAGAUUUGAACUUCACUGUCACUCCUGGGAGGCUGGAGAAUCAACAGGAUCAGCCACAGGGGCAGAAUGAAAUGAAUUAAUGCACUAUAUGUCCCGGUUUUCAGUCUCCUUUUUGAUCAGCUGAUUUUAGCAUCAGUUUGAGUCUCAAACUGCUCAGAAUGUCUUUUUUCCUGAUAUAGAAACGAUUGAUACAGAAUUGAGUAGUGUCUGUUUGAUCGCACCGUGCUGCCUUUUCAGCUCUUUUAUCUGACUUUUGCCGUCUGUCUCAGAAGUGGGCACAGCACAGACUGACCAUGAAGGUUAUCACUUCUUUGUUUAAAAUACUCUUGACUGAUUCUUGCCAAGAACAUUUUGGCACAAGUGUUUCACGCAUGAUAGAAUAACUCCUUUUAUUCGGGCCAUUUCACAUGUCCAUGUUGCUCAGCUGUGAUCUGUGAACACACGUCUCGUCGUCUCUCUCGGCUCUCUGACAAAAGGAAAUCCUCCCAAUUAAAGCUGGGUCAGGUUUAAUGCAUUUUACGUCAUCACUCCAGACUAUGUUAAAGGAUAAAUCGGUCUCCCAGCUGCAGAGCUACGUAAGCUCUGCUGAUUUCCUCAAAAACAGCAGAAAGCAUUCAGAAUAUCACAACAGCCAAAGCUUUCAUGAACCGCUUGCAUGCGCUCCAACAAUUUCCUUUUAAGAACUGGUUUUCACAAAUCAUUUAAAAGGGAUUUCAGUGUUCAAACUGCAAUUGCUUGCAGUAUUUCAGCAAGCCCAAAAAAGUUAAGUUGAACUGUCAGCUGUUUUUUUAGCAGCAGGUGUACUGCUGUCUGCUGGCUGAAUGUCUGCUGCUGCUGCUUUAGUUUCAUGUUCAGACGAGUAUCUGGGAUACUGUACACUCUGUUUGCUACUUUGAGAAACUGCUUGCAUUUUCAUUUUCUACUUUUAAGUCUGCUGUAACUCAAUAAAUACACAACCAACUGUAAAACCCACCUCAGUCUGCCAGUGU
Cheilinus undulatus (humphead wrasse) is the source of this 5247-nucleotide messenger RNA. RefSeq names its product zinc fingers and homeoboxes protein 2-like. Gene Ontology annotation, cellular component: nucleus. The transcript has 14 exons. NCBI's taxonomy places the organism in Eukaryota, Metazoa, Chordata, Actinopteri, Labriformes, Labridae. Gene Ontology annotation, molecular function: DNA binding; DNA-binding transcription factor activity, RNA polymerase II-specific. The record is from RefSeq and is a predicted model, not a curated record. Bases 952 to 3633 code for a protein of 893 amino acids. Gene Ontology annotation, biological process: regulation of transcription by RNA polymerase II.